Messenger RNA from Python bivittatus (Burmese python), 2098 nucleotides. Lineage: Eukaryota; Metazoa; Chordata; Lepidosauria; Squamata; Pythonidae. The record is from RefSeq and is a predicted model, not a curated record.
UGGCUAUGAAUCCAAUCCAGAGACCUGAGAUGUACAUCAUUGGAGCCCAACCAGUGUGUAGCCAACUACCAGGGCUAUCCCCAGGCCAGAGAAAGUUGUGCCAACUGUACCAAGAACACAUGAUGUACAUUGGUGAGGGGGCUAAGAACGCCAUCAAAGAGUGCCAGUUCCAGUUCAGGCAGAGGCGAUGGAACUGCAGCACAGUGGACAACACGUCUGUCUUUGGCAGGGUCAUGAGCAUCGGUAGCCGAGAGACCGCCUUCACUUAUGCUGUCAGUGCUGCGGGAGUUGUGAAUGCCAUCAGCCGUGCCUGCCGUGAAGGAGAGCUCUCCACAUGUGGUUGCAGCCGGACAGCCCGACCCAAGGACCUGCCCCGGGACUGGCUAUGGGGUGGGUGCGGGGACAAUGUGGAAUAUGGCUACCGGUUUGCCAAAGAGUUUGUUGAUGCCAGAGAGAGGGAGAGGAACUAUGCCAAGGGAUCAGAAGAGCAGGCCCGUAUACUCAUGAACUUACAGAACAACGAGGCAGGGCGCAGGGCAGUGUACAAGCUGGCUGAUGUGGCUUGCAAGUGUCACGGAGUCUCAGGGUCCUGCAGCCUCAAGACCUGCUGGCUGCAGCUGGCUGACUUCCGCAAAGUGGGGGACCUCCUGAAAGAGAAAUACGACAGUGCUGCCGCCAUGAGAAUCGGCCGCAAAGGCAAGCUUGAACUAGUGAACAACCGCUUCAAUUCGCCUACCCCCGAGGACCUGGUCUACAUUGACCCCAGUCCGGACUACUGCCUGCGUAAUGAGACCACUGGCUCCCUGGGCACCCAGGGGAGGCUGUGUAAUAAGACUUCAGAGGGCAUGGAUGGAUGCGAGCUGAUGUGUUGCGGCCGGGGCUAUGAUCAGUUCAAGAGCGUGCAAGUAGAGCGUUGCCACUGCAAGUUUCACUGGUGCUGUUACGUCAAGUGUAAAAAGUGCACAGAGAUUGUCGACCAGUACGUCUGUAAAUGAAAGGCCAGCCAGAGCUACAAAUCUAUAUGAUAUAAAUCUAUAUAAAUCUAUUUUAUAUAUUUGUAUAAAUAAAUAGAUGAAGAUGUUGAUGUUGAUGAUGUAAUAAUAAUAAUAAUUAUUAAAGAAGCUUAUUUAAGAGACUAAAAUGCUUCUAUUAGAACGACUGAGGGGUUGGGCGGCUCCUUUUUAAAUUAUUUAGUCAUGGAGCAAGGCAAAAAAGAGGAGGGAUGGGAUUUCUGUACUUGUUCCCUGCAACCCUUGAAACAACUCAGCCAGAAUAAACGGGAAACUUGAGGUACGUUGCUGGCUCUGGACGCUUUGCCACAGAAGCAGUGAGAAUGGUGGUGGUGGCGGCGGUGGUGAGGUUCCUUCUGCUACUUGAUAGCCGAAAUUCAAAGAAGUUACGUGUGUUUUGGGGGUACAGCCAAAGAAAGCGCUUUAGAAGCUCAGAUGAAUUUCCAAAAGGACUUGAAGCAGUUCUCUCUUCUUAACAAAACACUAUGGGAUGCCAGACUGCCAAAAAGGAAAAAAAAAAUGUCCAUUUUAAUCCCAAAGACCGAUUUCCAAGACACAAUCCAUGCAAGACUGCAGCACGAGGGCCAUGAUUCCCCUGCGUCGAGGGCUUGAAGGAAACAUUUACCUUUGACUUUAGAAGUGUUGCUCCGUCCUUGUCUCAUGAAAGACAGCCUGCAUCUGGUUCUCCUACCUUUUGUGGAAUCGGGUGGGUGGGGUAGUGGGGUGAGGACAGAAUUCUCUAAAGCCCUGAAAAACGCAAAGCUGUCAAAGGGAUGAUUUUCUUCAGUUGGUUGAUCUGGUUUUUGCUUGUGGAAAAAGAACUGGCAGGGGGCCUGUUGUGCCUAUGUGAACUGGUUGGGGAAGAGACUGUAUUCUGCAGAAGUGCCUUUGAACUUGAAAAAGACAGAUGUGUGUGAGAUUUUACAAACUUGCCAGUCUCUACAUGGACUUGAAUUUGAAGAGCCAUAGGGGCAGUUCUUUCCUUGUCCACUUGCCACUAUACAAGAUGUACAGUUACUUUUUAAUAUUAAAUAUCCCUUGUUCUUGCCCUCUCCCUUGCUUUUGUGAAUACAUUUAUUAUCUGUUGC